Messenger RNA from Impatiens glandulifera, 2694 nucleotides. RefSeq names its product ATPase MORC2B-like. Gene Ontology annotation, molecular function: ATP hydrolysis activity; zinc ion binding. The coding region runs from base 209 to 2467 and encodes 752 amino acids. The transcript has 15 exons. Lineage: Eukaryota; Viridiplantae; Streptophyta; Magnoliopsida; Ericales; Balsaminaceae. The record is from RefSeq and is a predicted model, not a curated record. Gene Ontology annotation, cellular component: nucleus.
GUAGCCGUACUCACAGUUAAUUCCUAUUUUCAGAAUCCUUACCUUCCAUACUCUAAAAACUUCUCUUUGCAUUCUCUCAAAGCAAACAGAUUUGAACCUUGAGUUUUACUCUCUUUGCUUACCCUCCCUCCAAGUCUUUAGGGUUUAUGGUCAACAAUCCUUGUAUGAUUUGAUUUGAAGGCGAUUUUCAUAGAGAACAGACAAUUUAAUGGGUAGCUCCGAGUAUUAUGUUUCCCUGAUGAAAGAUGAAAAGAUCAUUUGCAGGGGAGUGUUAUGUAAUCUACCCGAUGAAAUUCCUCGAUUGGAAACGUGGAAGGUGCAGUUCAAAACGCAACCAAAAGAAAAAGAAGGAUUUCGUGAAUUAAAGCUCUAUCCUGCUCCAGAAAAUGAUCACCAAAAGAAAGAAUGGCGCUUGUUUUUAGGUUUCCUACAGGAGCAUAGGAAGAAGGUGGCUUUCGUCGAAGUUGGAGGACAUGUGUUUGAUAUACAUCCUCCAGGAGACUUGAAGUACAGUCAUGCUGUAGUUAGAUAUCAGACAAAGAAAGAGUACAUUCCACAUUAUGAUCACAUGCAUUAUGGGAGUUGUAAGGUUCCUAAUGAUGCAAAUAGCAGUGAUAUUUCUUGCAAUAAAUCAACUGAUAAGGGGGUCAAACUGAAUAGCACAUCUGAAGCAUGGGUGAAGAGUGUGGAUUCACCAGCCAAAUGUUUUCCUAAUAUGUUUAAGGAGGUCACAGGAAAUUCUCAUGCUCCUGAAGUAAAAGGUGAAACGUUUGGUAUGACUGGGACUGAAGUUGAUGGUCUUCCAAAUAGGAAUUACAUUCAGAUGCAUCCAAGUUAUCUGAAGACACUCGGUCAAGCCCACUCUGACUGGAUAUUUGGCGCAAUAGCUGAGCUUGUGGACAAUGCAAGAGAUGCUAAAUCAACCAAACUGGAAAUUUCUAUUGAGAUGGUGCAUUCUAAAGUAGCUGAUGAAGAAAUCCCGAUGUUAUGUAUUACUGAUGAUGGCCUUGGAAUGAACUAUGUUGAGAUCGCAAGAAUGUUAUCUUUUGGUCAUCAACAACCGGAUGUGGAUGAUCCUGAACGUACUGGUAGAUUUGGAGUUGGAUUUAAGACUGGAGCUAUGAGAAUUGGCAAGGAUGCUUUGGUUUUGACCCAGACAACAACGUCCAGAUCUAUAGCAUUUCUUUCACAAUCUCUUAAUGAUGGAAAAUCUAAUUUGGAGAUUCCUAUAGUGAGUUAUCACAGGAAAGGACAACAUAUGGAAGUUGAUACAAAUGUACAAACAAAAGACUUGGCAAAAUGCAAUCUGAAAUCCAUUGAGACGUUUUCACCAUUUAAUAAAUACUUUAUCGGCGUAAAAUCUGCCCAGUUCAAUGCAAAUGGUACAGGAACACAACUAUUUAUAUGGAAUUUAGAUAAAUGGGGGUCCGACUAUUUCCUUGAGUGGUUGGCUGGGGAGACCGCUGUUAGAAGCUCAUCUGAUCAUCAAGGUGACAUCUUUAUUCGUUCAAGAAAGAUAAGAUCACGUCCUGGCCAGACUAGCCACAAGGUGCCGCUAGAUUACUCACUACGUUCAUAUUUGGAAUUGAUCUUCUUAGAUCCUCGAAUGAAGAUCUUUGUCCAAGGCUCAUUGGUCAAAAGUCGACCAUUGGCAAAGUCCCUUGAACAAACUGUCAUUAAAGAUGUUUCUAUAUUGGGAAAACCUGUCCAACUAAUUUUAGGUCGUUGCCAAUUGGAAUGGGAGCAAGCUAAUUGUGGUUUUUUUUUGUAUUGGCAUGGCCGUUUGAUUGAGGCUUACAAGAGAGUUGGAGGAAUGAUUCAUAAUGCAGAUACUGGACGUGGUAUAAUUGGUGUUGUUGAUGUGACUGAAUUAAUGAAUGAUGGGAAUGUAGUGUGGAUCCACAACAAUAAACAAGGAUUUCAAGACUGUGAACAGUAUGUUGAACUUGAAAGGUGGCUUGGCAGCAUAUUUGACAGCUAUUGGGAUGAUAAUUUUGAUUCACUUCAACUGGAAAAAGACGGUUCUCCUUGCAAACCAGACCAUGAUUGGGUGCAAUGUAACAAAUGCAGAAAAUGGAGAAUAUUGCCUCCUAAUUUUGAUUGCAACAAAUUACCUGGAGAUUGGUUUUGUUAUAUGGAGCCUUUCAAUGGUAAAUGUGAAAUUCCUGAGCAGAAGGUUGCACCUAAUAUUGUCAAUGUAUCUACUACAAGGCAUGUUAGUUGGGCUACUGAGAAGAAUGUCUCCGAACAUGGUGAAGGCAUACUUCUUAAAUCAAGCAAUGGCGUAAUUCGAAUGAGCAGUCCAAGGAAGAAGAGGUGUAGUAAUAACAGGACUCAAGAAAACUAUGAGAAGUCUCCUUUUAUUAUGCAACCCCCCAAGGGUAACUACAACACUCGUAAAAAUAUACCCAAAAUGGAGGACGGCGCAAGGGCUCCAACAUUUAGGAAACAUGGGAGAGAGGCUUAAAUGAGUCACAUAGGUAAGAGUUGCAACCAUCAAAAAAUUCUUCUUGCAUCCAACUUUGAAAACUUUUGGGUUUUUUACUUAGAUUGUAGUUGAUUGAAUUAGACUUUUAUAGUUGAGGAUAACAUAGGGGAUCAAGUUUAGGUCUAAGUUUGUCAUCUGUUCAAACAUAUUUCUUCUUUUUUUUCUUCUAACUUUUGAAAAGCUCUAGAAUGGGAUUCUCUCCAAGU